UGCAUAUUACCCCAUCGGAUGGGUCCCUCUGCCGUCCGAUGAUGAAAACUUGAUAUUGACUAAAUAGAUUGAGUGCUUUUAGUCUCUUCUAGACUACCGGUUUUACUAUAUAGUUGCUGAUCAUAAAUUGGGGCCCGUCCCUCCUCUGCUCGGCCUUGAUAUACUCAUCUUGUCUGGUUUAACUGGGGUACUGUCCUCUGUACUAUUUUCAUUUUACAUUCCCUAGAGAGCUUAUAAUCGAAUCUUGUCUUCUUCGUUUCACUGUACAACUCUUGUCACUUUCCAAAUCCCUUCAAUAUGCAUACUUCAGCAUUGCUCUUAGUCCUCUCCUCCCUUGGUGCUCAUGCAGUUCCUCUCCUCCGUCCUAGAGCAAAUGAUACCUUCGCGCGCAGAGAUGUGCAAUAUUCCGUUGUGAAUGUUGGCGGUCUACCUAGCGCCGAAACGACACCGGUCGUCGAAACCGUUACUGUUGCCUCUCCUCCACAGGCCCCGGUGACAAUCACUAUCACACACACCCCAUCGUCAUCCCCUUCCAGUACUCCUACUCCGUCGUCUUGGAGCACUGGGCCAUUGUCAACUGGCAUUCCCAGCGGAGGGUCCCCGAUCGUGGCCCGAGGACUGAACGCCACUGCUCGGAGAUUCCGGAGGUCUUCCUCUGCCAACAGCACUGAGGUUCAUGAUCUUGCUGCUCGUCACAAUGGCACUGUGUCUCACCUUGAUGCUCGAAGCAACAACACUGCCUCCUUGGUUUCUCGCAGUAACAGUACCGAAUCUACGCUCAUUGCUCGGAGCAACGGUACUGCCAUCCUCACUGCCCGUGGAAACAGCACAGAGUCCAAGAUUGCCGCUCGGGGGAACGGUACUGCUUCUGGCCUGGGCGCUCGCAGCAACAUUGUCAACUCUCGCCUGACGGCCCGCACUAAUAACAUUGCAUCUUCUGUCGCCGCUCGCAGCAACAGUACCAACUCCCACGUCAAGGCUCGCAGCUUGAAUAUCAGUGACCGUGCUGUUCUUUACCUUCGAGAUGCCCUAAACUCCACCCGCGUUCAUGACAGCAAUGCUGUGGUGAAGAGGAGCUCGAAUGGUACAUCGCUUGAGGCUUAAAAUUGAUGCAAAUAUGCGAAACAUGCCUGGAUAUGUGCGGACAGAUUGCGUCUCUUGGCCAAAAUGAUUGGCCACUUUAUCGCUUAUAAGAUAAGCGAAAUGAACAAUGAUAUGACAGGUACGAUAUGAAAAGACUGAUGAACAUGACGGAUGAUCACUGGCACGCUUUCCUUCUCAUUCUCUGGUUUCGUUAUGAUGAUUGAACAUGAUAUUCGAUGUGAUGAUGGUACAUUAUACAUAUGCAUAUGGCGUUUUGUCUGUCUUUCCUUUGGCGUGUUUUUUUUUUUCGGUAGGGUUUACUCUUUUUUUUACCCCGGUUGCCAGAUUGGCUCUUUAUAUAGAUUAGAUGGCUUGAACUUCUCAAGGAGUAUAUAGAAUGUGGAAAAAUCCAAUGCAUAUACUAUUCAUUUA
This is a messenger RNA of Aspergillus pseudotamarii, 1515 nucleotides long. RefSeq lists its product as uncharacterized. Lineage: Eukaryota; Fungi; Ascomycota; Eurotiomycetes; Eurotiales; Aspergillaceae. The coding region runs from base 298 to 1104 and encodes 268 amino acids. The record is from RefSeq and is a predicted model, not a curated record. The transcript has a single exon.